UCCGUGUACAAGUUACUAUCAAAGGCUAACUUUUUAAAGUACAACCUAACACAACACAAACAUGGCAGACGAUCUCCGGAGCAGAAUUAUGAAGGACGAGGCUCAUACAAACAGUGUGAUGAAGACCAUGAUCCUCUUCAGCUUGGCCAUGAUUUUCUUCCCUGUCUUUUUGUAUUUCUUCUCCAAAGCUGUGAUAUUUGAAGGAACUAUGGGAAUAUCCAGCCAAGACAGCUCUUUCUAUUCAGCUUUUGUAGCCAUAGGAGCAGUGCACAUUAUUCUCGGACUCUUUCUGUAUGCAGCCUUUACAGAAGAUACGUCAAAACCGACAGACUUGAAGGCAGAAUAGUGUCCAGUGUUAUGCAAUAUUUUAAAUUUGGGUUAGGUAUGAUACAUGAAUUGUAUGUAAAAGCACUAUUGAUUAAUGUGUAGAAAUUUAUGUACAUGGAAGUAGAUUUGAGAGUUUUUAUGUUUGAUAGUCAGUGUGUAGGCUAGGAAAGGAGAGGAAUGCUUGACGAAUUUUAGUCCCAAUUAAGAGUGCAAAGAUGAUGAUGAGUGAUCCUUGUCAAAUUUAUGUACGUUUAUGUUUGGUUUAGUUCUAAUUUCAUUCAUCACACUUUGUGCAGAAUGAUUAGAUAAUUGCAAAGGCUAGUUUGUUAAUUUUGUCGUAGGUUUUUAUACAUGUAUGUUGUUGAACUGAAAUAUCAGAAAUGAAGUGUAAAAUAUUUUCUGCUCUCUCAAGAACCACAUACUGUUAUCUUUUUUUAUUUCAUGAACAAACUUAUUUUUUAGUAACCCGUGUAAAAAUAUUUUGUAUUUAUAAUAAUUUAAUAAUAAAAAAACAAGUACAAUUUUGUUUAUAUACUUUAUGAAUAAAUGUGGAUGUUUCUGCAUGUUAUUAUUAAUUAUGAAGCAAAUCCAUACUGGAAACAAUAAGCAUGUAUGUAGUUGUUAAAUAAAGAAUAUAUCACAUAGAUUUUAUGUAUGUUGACAUGGCAGUUAUGCAAUAUUCAGUAUAUUAUGAUCCUGUAUAUGUAGAACCAUUUUAACAAGACCUUGGACUUGCAGUAGGACGUGGCUAUCUAUUUCUUGCGUCAAAACAAGUAAACAAUGACGCGGUUUCAAGCGAAAUAUGCACUGAAUUGCCUUGUCUUGGCUCAAAAGCCAGACAAAUCUUGUCAAUCGCAGAGAGCCAUGGCUGAUAGUGAAAUAGACAGGCCUACAUCACAUUGCUGUUUAUCACAACUACCCAAAGUCCAAGCUCUUGUUAAAAUGAUUCUAUUUGUGAUGUACCAUAAUUACAUUCCACAAAUAAAAUCAUUAUCAGAU
This is a messenger RNA of Magallana angulata, 1326 nucleotides long. RefSeq names its product vacuolar ATPase assembly integral membrane protein VMA21-like. Bases 62 to 346 code for a protein of 94 amino acids. NCBI's taxonomy places the organism in Eukaryota, Metazoa, Mollusca, Bivalvia, Ostreida, Ostreidae. The transcript is spliced from 3 exons. Gene Ontology annotation, biological process: vacuolar proton-transporting V-type ATPase complex assembly. The record is from RefSeq and is a predicted model, not a curated record. Gene Ontology annotation, cellular component: endoplasmic reticulum membrane.